Penicillium macrosclerotiorum is the source of this 243-nucleotide messenger RNA. RefSeq lists its product as uncharacterized. Lineage: Eukaryota; Fungi; Ascomycota; Eurotiomycetes; Eurotiales; Aspergillaceae. The transcript is spliced from 2 exons. The record is from RefSeq and is a predicted model, not a curated record. The coding region runs from base 1 to 243 and encodes 80 amino acids.
AUGUCAAAGCGGGGAAUCUCCGACUCUCCAGCUCUCCAACGUGCGAGCGCAGCGGACGGUUUCAAUUGGACCGGCGACGGUACACAAACACGACACGAGAGUCUGAACACGGCGAGUCGGAUGAAGAUCAAAAAGCAAGAGACAAAGGGUAGGAAUCGCUUUUCGGGGACAAAGAAGCCAGAGUCAUCGAUUCGCGCCGCAGCGCAGCAUGCGGCGCAUGCAGUAAGACAAGGCGACAAGUGA